This is a messenger RNA of Cladophialophora psammophila CBS 110553, 1710 nucleotides long. RefSeq lists its product as uncharacterized. The transcript is spliced from 2 exons. Gene Ontology annotation, molecular function: flavin adenine dinucleotide binding; oxidoreductase activity, acting on CH-OH group of donors. The record is from RefSeq and is a predicted model, not a curated record. Lineage: Eukaryota; Fungi; Ascomycota; Eurotiomycetes; Chaetothyriales; Herpotrichiellaceae. Bases 1 to 1710 code for a protein of 569 amino acids.
AUGGGCUCUUUGAUGCCAGAGAAAUUCGACUUUAUUGUCGUUGGCGCCGGCGCUGCAGGAGCAGUCCUUGCAGCUCGCCUGGCAAACAGCAAUCAACGCCCUUCGGUCCUUCUCGUCGAGGCUGGAGGCAAAAAUGACUCCAAGGAUGUUCGUGCCGAUGCAGACAGGUGGCUUCACCGAAUGGUCCCUUCUAUGAACUGGGGCUACAAAACCGCACCAGUCAAAGGCUUCGACGGGAACAUCGUUGACUACGAUCGUGGCAAAGGGCUUGGGGGAAGCACCGCCAUCAACUUCUCCGUAUGGACCCUUGGCCCGAAGGACGACUAUGACCAGGUGGCACGCCUUGUGGACGACGAAGAAUGGAGCUGGAACAACGUUCAGAAGAGGUACAAACGGCUCGAGUCUUAUCACGCAACUGCCCCGGAUGUGCCAGAUGAUGUCAAGCGAUACCUUGACCCUAGUCCAAAGGACCAUGGAUGCGAUGGCCCCAUCAAGGUUGGCUUCCCCAAGGUCUGGGAGCCUUCUUGCAAGACGUUGAUGGAUAUUUGGUACGCCAACGGCACAAAACCUAAUCCAGAUCACAAUUCCGGAGACCCCAUUGGCCUUGCCGCGUGCAUUUCGACUGCAUACAAAGGAGUCCGAUCGACAUCCGCAGAUGCGUUAGUGGGAGCGCCCAGUAACCUACACAUCUUGGUCGACACUGAAGUGGCUCAAGUGACUUUUGGUGGUACGAAGGCUACCGGUAUUAAAACUAUCGAAGGGCAGUUCAUCCAAGCCGACAAAGAAGUCAUCUUGUCGGGUGGCGCUCUUGACACUCCAAGGAUCUUAAUGCAUUCUGGCAUAGGCCCCGUCGACGAGCUUAGCAGCUUCAACAUUCCGAUUGUCCAAGCCAAUGAAAACGUCGGAAGGCACCUCAAGGAUCACCACCAUGUCAUGAUCCCAGCUCUCCGAGCCCACCACACGAGUGAAAGAACUCGAUUCUACAAGAGCAAGGAGCUUCAAGCGGCAGCCCGAGCUGCGUGGGAGAAAGACGGUAGCGGGCCAUUGUCAGAAUAUGCCUGCGCCUUGGGUAUCGGAUACCUGAAGCUGGAAUCACUGUAUGACACUCCAGAGUUCCAGGCUCUACCAAAAGAAGACCAGGAUCAUCUACGAAAGCCGACAGUUCCUCACUAUGAGAUCAUCCUCAACGGGCCAUGGCUUCCGAACUUCCUCGACCCAGAGAACGCACAAGCUGGAACAAAAGUAUUUGUAUUCACCCUCAAUCAGAGGUCGACGGGGUCUGUCAGACUUCAGUCGUCUGAUCCCAAGCAGCCCCUUAUCUUCGACCCCAACUUCUUUUCCCAUCAUUUCGACAAACGAGUGGCUGUGGAGGCCACACGGGACGUCCUUAAGGUUAUGAAGAGCCCAGAAUUCCAAAAAGAUACCCUGGCUAUAGAUGGCCCUAAGAGUGAGUCGGAGGAUGAUAUCCUGGCUUUCUGGAGAGCGAACAGCAGUUCGACGUGGCACAUGAUGGGAACUGCUAGGAUGGGCAAAGACGAAGGCAGCGCCGUGGUGGACAAGAACUUCAAGGUGUUUGGUGUGGAGAAUCUCAGAGUGGCCGACAUGAGCAUCAUCCCCGUCGUCUCCAACAACCACACGCAGACGACGGCGUAUCUCGCUGGGCUCACUGCGGCCGACAAGCUAGUUCAAGAAUAUGGGCUUGACGGCUAA